AACUAACCGCGCGCGACAGUUGCGAGUACGACGCGACGUGUGUUGUGAUUCUUUUUGUUUCUUAUUUAUUUGUGUAAUUGUUAAGUGGUUUUGUUGGGUUUGUACAGUUAUUUGAUGUUCUGUUACGGUAUUUAACUUGUGUCAGUUUGUUUUGACCAAGAUGGACAAUGUUUCAGUGUCAAAGGGUGUUUUCGCACACAAUGGUAGAUAUAAAAUUGGUAAUAAAAGUACAAAGUUCCAACCACCAGAUUAUUGUAAUGCACCUUGGUAUCUCACAUAUAAAGAAAAUUGGGCGAGCAUUGAGAAAGCUACAGAGUCAAUAAGGUCUACUAUGUUUCAACAAAUUCUUAUUGAUUUAAAGUCUUUCGUUUCCAAAGUUAAGGAAAAAUCAUUAGAGUGCUUGAAUAAUGAAAUUCAGACAGCUAUUGUAUUAACAGGAGUUAAUGUUCCUGACCAUGCGAUAAUGUUUACACAAGUAAUUUCUACUCUGAAACCAGUAACAAGACACAUAGCACUUAUAUGGAAUAGAGAUUCGAAUAGUAUAAAGCACAUUGUGGAGGAAACAAUUUAUCAACUGAUAAAUUCUAAAGAAACAAAUGAGGAGCCAAAGAUAAAGAAAAGUCAUUGCACAAUGCGUGCCUUAAAAUAUUGGUACACAGAACACUGUGAACCAAAUGAACCUCUAGUUAUAAUUAUAACUGACUUUGAAAGUUCUUCUCCAGCAGUAUUACGUGACUUUAUUUUAAUUCUUAGUUCUUAUGCAAGCACAAUGAAGUUCAUUCUAGUAUUUGGCAUUGCUACCACUUUGCAUGCUAUUCACAGAACAUUGUCGUAUGAUGUUACUUCCAAAUUAAAUGUGCAAGUUUUUCAUUCACCAACACAAAUAAACAUUUUAUCAGAUGUCUUAGAGCACAUUGUUUUCUGCACAAACAUACCAUUUAAACUAACUGGUCGGGCGUUUCAGUUAUUAACAGAUAUAUUUCUGUUUUAUGAUUUUUCAGUCGAAAAUUUUCUACAUAAUUACAGGAUAUGCAUGAUUCAACAUUUUUAUGCCAACGACAUUCAUUCUCUCUGUUGUCAACCAAAAAAAAUCAAAAGUAGAAUUUCAUCCUUAACCGACGAUAAUAUAGAAGACCUUAAAAAAGUUCCUUCGAUAAACUGGUACAUUAGAAAACUGCAGAAAGAAACGAACGAAGAAACGAUAGAAAAUGACGAUUUUAAGGAAAUAUUAACGCAACUUCUGCACAAAUUCCACCGGUACAUGCACCGUUUUGUAAUAAUGUUAAGAUGUAUGCACCACUUGAUGUCGCCAUUACCAAACUCUCCAAUGGGUAAACAGUUACGAGAGUUUUACACGAAGGUAGUUUACACGAAUGAUCUGAAGGAGUGUCAGGAGUAUAAAGAGUGUCUGCAACUGUUGGGCUUUCUAUCGAAGACAGAGUUGAUCCCUAAGUUAAACUCUCUUCUUGUGAUUAUGGAACAAUCGGACAAUACAGCUUUGACGAAGGUGAAAGCAGAUCUCCAAGCACAUAUCGCAACAGUUGAGGCAGCUAGCUUAGAUGUAGAAGCUACGACCACGGAUAUUCUUUCUACUGACAAGAAGCUCAAUCGGCAACAGUUGAAGGAGAGACUGUUAAAAAUGUCCCAAACGCAUUCUCGCUCACCUUAUAAGCAGGCUCAAUUGGAUGUGAUUAAUUUCCUCGACGAGACCUUCUGCGCAUUCUUGAUCAAUCCGCAUCAGAUUGCGGCGCACGAAAUAUUUUGCUUCAAUGAUGGCAAUGUGGCGAAGCAACACAUCAAGGGAUCGUUGAGAGCCGCGAUACAUACUGGAUUGAACGAUCCUCAGGUCUAUUUGAAUUGCAAAUGCUGCAAAUUGGAGAACGACGACGCCAUCUCGUCCACCCUGCCAGACCUCAGUAUAAUUUACAAACUGCACUUGGAAUCUAGGAAGCUGAUCAAUAUGUACGACUGGCUGCAGGCAUUUUUGAUCAUCGUGGACCCGAAGAGCGGAGCGAAGGAGCAACGGGACGUGGACCCGAAACUGCAAGCCCGUUUUACUCAAGCGGUCGCCGAGCUGGAGUUCCUCGGUUUCAUCAAGAGUUCAAAGAAGAAAACGGAUCACGUAAAGCGACUUAUGUGAAGAUCGCCCCGCGUCCCGGGCUACCCGGGCAAUAAAAAACUGAAUCUCGUGGUGCUCCAUGACUUUUCUA
This is a messenger RNA of Nomia melanderi (Alkali bee), 2210 nucleotides long. RefSeq names its product origin recognition complex subunit 3 (gene Orc3). Gene Ontology annotation, biological process: DNA replication; DNA replication initiation. Gene Ontology annotation, cellular component: nuclear origin of replication recognition complex; DNA replication preinitiation complex; nuclear pre-replicative complex. Lineage: Eukaryota; Metazoa; Arthropoda; Insecta; Hymenoptera; Halictidae. Gene Ontology annotation, molecular function: DNA replication origin binding. The record is from RefSeq and is a predicted model, not a curated record.